AUGCCGUCCGCUUUGUCCGACGCGGACAAGCAAAUAAUCAAAAGAGUGGUGCCCAAGGCGGUCAACAAGAUACAGGCUGCUGCGGUGGCUAGGCUUUACGUAGCUUAUCCAAAUAAGCAACAAUGGGUCUACACUGGACUUCAAGGUGCAGCUGUGCUGGCAGACGAUCUGGUUGGGAACACCUUCUGGAUCAAGUUGGUAGAUAUUUCAGGAUCCAGUCGCGGCGUGGUAUGGGAUCAAGAGAUUUACGACCCCUUCUACUACAAUCAGGAUAGGACCUUCUUUCACUCGUUUGAACUUGAAAAUUGUCUGGCUGGUCUAUCCUUCGUGGACGAGAAAGAGGCCAAACAAUUCAAGAAGAAGAUGGACGACCGGGAGAAGAAUGCGAGCAAGGCCACCAAAGCAACGCCGUUCCAAGGCUCGGAACCGCAGCCAGCAGGCGGGGUAGUAACCAACGGAAAAUCGCACCAUCGGUUCGGAGCCAUUGGUAGCCUAUUGCACGGCCAGAGGUCCUCCUCCGCUCCACACGUACCGCAACCACAACCGCAGUCUAUUGUCCCUCCCCGGGAGCCUGCGCAACUCAACCAUGCACAGAUCAGUCCAAGCCGUGAUAGGGCGUCAUCGCUGGAUACGGUUGAUCCGUCAUGGAGAGGGUUAUUGGGCGAGCUACUGGAGAUGGGCAUCACCGAGGAUCAGAUCGAGCAGAAUUCCGAUUUUAUUAAGGACUAUAUAGAACAGCGAAAGGCAAGCGGAAUUCCGAUUGGGGGCAACGAUGGUGUCGCCAAUGGCUUCGGCGAUGAUCGACGAGCCAAUGCACCUCCCUCUCCGCUGCCAGGAGCUCCACCUGGACGAUUGGAAUCCAUCAGCCCACAGGAUACUGGCAGUACCGUUUCUUCGAAACGAGGUCCACCCCCUGCCCCACCGCCAUCUCGAAAGACUCGCCAAGAAAGUCAGACUGUCAUUCCCUCCCAUCAGGAAAGGUCACGGUCAAGGUCUCCUGAGAGGACGCCAUCACCACGCCCGGCUUACCAAUUCCGGGCACCACCGCCACUCGCAGACGCUGGCAAGUUCGCGCAAGCGCCAGCUCCGAGCCUUCCGAAGCGUAAUCGAGCUGUCUCGAACGUCGCAAACCCUGGUCCACCUCCACCUCCCAGACCUCCAAAGACGCCUAUAGAGGACGAAGCGGAUGCAAGACCAAAGUUCGGCGUCCCCCCACCUUUUCAAGGAGAAAGAAAGUCUUCGGUGGCCCCUCCACCACCGCCAAGUCGAGCUCCCCUACAGUCUUCUCCACGCACUUCUCGAGAGGCCGGUCACGGACAUGCCGUACCGCCUAGCGUUGCCGCCGCGCCUCCGCUUCCUCCCAAAGGUCCAGCUGCACCACCUCCAUCCGCGGGUCCGCCUCCCCCACCUCCUUUGCCUGGACAACGCCAUCCAUCCGCCAACCCCCCGCCACCUCCAUUGCCCACGAUACCAAGACCGGUACCAAGUGCUCUAACUUCUUCGGGAGGCCCCCCUCCGCCUCCUCCCCCACCAUUGCCUUCAUCCGCUGCACCACCUCCUCCGCCACUGCCCUCGUCUGGUGCUCCACCGCCACCGCCAAUGCCAAUGCCAUCUGGCGGAGGUCCUCCUCCUCCACCUUUGCCGCCUGGUCGAGACUCCGUCAGCGCUCCACCCCUAACGAAACCGGCAGGAGGAAAGGAAGAUGUGCUGGCUUCUAUUCGAGCGAGCGGCGGCGUUGGUGGAGGCCGAUUGAAGAAAGUCAGCGACCAGGAAAAGCGUGAUAGUAGCGCUGCUACGGUCCCAGGUGCAGCAUCCGGAGGCACUUCAGGCGGAGCAGCGCCGCCACCUCCUUCGGGAGGAGGUGGAUUGGGGGAUGCGCUUGCUGCGGCAUUGAGUAAAAGAAACAAAAAGGUCAGCGCAAGCGAUGAUGAAGAGGACCAGGAGGACGACUGGUAA
Messenger RNA from Letharia columbiana, 1956 nucleotides. RefSeq lists its product as uncharacterized. Gene Ontology annotation, biological process: actin filament polymerization. Gene Ontology annotation, cellular component: cytoplasm; actin filament. Gene Ontology annotation, molecular function: actin binding; microtubule binding. Lineage: Eukaryota; Fungi; Ascomycota; Lecanoromycetes; Lecanorales; Parmeliaceae. The coding region runs from base 1 to 1956 and encodes 651 amino acids. The record is from RefSeq and is a predicted model, not a curated record. The transcript is spliced from 3 exons.